GUUGAUCUGAUCCCUGUGCUGGGAUCAGUUGCCUGCAAAUAUCCCCUUCUCUGACAUGCCCCUUCCUUCCUUCUAGAAUGCAUAUUUACUUAAUUAUUAACAACUUACUUAUUCAAAAAAGGAAGACUCUUUCUAAAUCAGUUACCUAACUAUGCAGGGAGAAGCAGGUUCGGGGAACUUCCAGUGCUGGAGAGAGAACAAUCAAAUUCAUUACAUAAAACCCUGAGAAAUUCAUUGGGAGGGAAAACACAUCUGACUGUGGGCUUGGGGAUAAAAUGGAAAAAAUACAGGGCAAGUCACUCAUGAAGGAAGAAGAAAGAAAUCAUAGAACUAUGGAAAUUGGAGGGGGAAAAAAAACCUGUCCUCUUUUUCUCCCUCUUCAUCCCUCCCUCUUGUACCCUUUUCUUCAACCCCUUCCUCUUCAGUCCAGGGAGAAUAUUAGCUUACCCUGAAUUAGGCUUCCCCAAAUGGGGUUAACCUGGCAAAUACUAUUUCCUUUUACUUCAAGGUAAAUGAAUUUCAACAAGCUACUCAAAACAUCUUGCACAAAACUUUAUCUGCUACUUUGGGGUGAAUUAAUUCAAUUACUAUUUUUUGAGCACUCAAGAGGUACAGGAUACUAUUGGCAAGUGAGUAAUGUAUCACCUCCUCAUCUCUGCUUCCUGCCCCCAAACCGCACCCCCCCCCCCCCCAAAUCCCUACCUCUCCUCGUUCAUCUUUCAUUUUCUCGGAAACUAACCCCUGGCUUCUGAUUUCCUUGUAAAAUAUAAAUACUUAGCCUGAAGGUCCCAGCUGUGCUCCUGUUGGGAUCCCUUGCAGCAAAUAUUGCUGAAUAACAGGGAUGGCGGGUGGGGGGUGGCGGGGAAGAAAAGGGGAGAGGAGGAGAGGGCUGCAAAAGGCGAGGAGAUGAGAGAGGGAGGGAAAAAUAAGACUCGUCUUCUAGUUCCAUUCAGAGCAGAAGGUCCACCCUGAUCCCCUUGGUUUUUGUCUCAGUGGAAACUGACUCCCUCCCAAAGAGAGACAGCCCGCUUUAGUCUCGGGUUGUUGACUUGGGCUCUUCAUUCUUCUCAAACCCUGCCUUGCUCCCUCCCUCCAGUCCCUGUCCCUCACUCAGAGGCGUGUCUUUCCUUCCCCUCCCCCCUUCCCCAAACAUCCAGGCAUCAGCCCCCUUACUGCUUUCACUGUGGUCCACUCAAUCGGUUUCGGCAGCAGCAGAAACGGAAGCAAGGGCAGCAGCAGCAAUAGUAACAGCAACAGCAGCUAGUUAGCUCCGCACUUUUUUUCUUUCUUCUCUUCCCCCCUUCUUUUCUUCCUUUUUAGAUUGGAAGCAAAUAGCAGCUGCGGCAGCAGCACAGCUGUGAGCACCUGUGAGCCCAGUGCCUAGAGUGCAGUGGAAGGAGGACUAACUAGCUGGGGAGCCUGUGCCAUCCACCCUCUGAGCAGAAGGAAGGAGAGGCAACUAGCCUGCUGCGAUCCCUCUGCUCCACGUAACCCACACACUAGCAAAGGAGUGUCCUGUUGCGUUCGUGGUGCUUGAUUGGCAUAGAACAUGUGGAGGCAAAAAGAGCUGACUGGCAGUACAUAAAAAAUUGUGCCCAAGUUUCGGAGAAGUGUCUGCAGUCACAGCCACGACCAUGUCAGCUCCUUGCUUGGACUUUGGGGAGGUGGAAAGUUUCCUGGACAGACAUCCAGAGCUCUUUGAAGACUAUUUAAUGAGGAAGGGGAGGCAGGAGGUGGUGCAGAAGUGGCUGAAGAAACACAGCGAGAGCCAGAGCGUCUCAGCCCCAGGCCACUUGCCUUCUGAGGCCAGUACCCUAGAGAGCAGCAGCUCUGCUCCUGGUUCUUCUGUCGUGGCUGGUAGUUGCCGUGGUGUCACUGUCCAGCAGGGGCCUGGGAGCAGUCAGUCCAAUGCAGGUGUGGGAGACUGUGGCACUGUUCCUAUGAGUCCCAGCUGGGCCAGUAGUAGUCGUGGUGAUGGGGGUCUACAGCGCAGGGCUUCCCAGAAAGAGCUGAGAAAGAGCUUUGCCAGAUCCAAAGCCAUCCACGUCAAUAGGACCUAUGAUGAGCAAGUGACAUCCAGGGCCCAAGAGCCACUGAGCAGCGUGAGGAGGAGGGCACUGCUUCGAAAGGCCAGUUCCCUACCUCCAACCACUGCCCACAUUCUCAGCGCUCUAUUGGAAUCUCGGGUCAACUUACCCCAGUAUCCCCCAACAGCCAUCGACUUCAAGUGUCACCUUAAGCAGCAUAACGAGCGCCAAUUCUUCCUGGAGCUGGUCAAGGAGAUUUCCAAUGACUUGGACCUCACCAGCCUGAGCUACAAGAUCCUCAUCUUUGUCUGCCUCAUGGUGGAUGCUGACCGCUGCUCCUUAUUCUUGGUGGAGGGGACAGCCUCAGGCAAGAAGAGCCUGGUUUCUAAAUUCUUCGAUGUGCAUGCUGGGACCCCCUUCCUUCCCUGCAGCAGCACUGAAAACUCUAAUGAGGUGCAAGUGCCUUGGGGAAAAGGCAUCAUUGGCUAUGUUGGGGAACAUGGGGAGACAGUCAACAUUCCUGAUGCUUACAAGGACAGAAGAUUCAAUGAUGAAAUUGACAAGCUGACAGGAUACAAGACGAAGUCAUUGUUAUGUAUGCCGAUCAGGAACAGUGAUGGGGAGAUUAUUGGUGUAGCACAAGCAAUAAACAAAACUCCCGAGGGUGUUCCAUUCACUGAUGAUGAUGAAAAAGUUAUGCAGACGUAUCUCCCGUUUUGUGGGAUUGCCAUAUCUAAUGCUCAACUAUUUGCUGCCUCAAGGAAGGAGUAUGACAGAAGCAGGGCUCUGCUUGAGGUGGUUAAUGACCUCUUUGAAGAACAAACUGACCUGGAGAAAAUUGUUAAGAAAAUCAUGCACCGGGCCCAGACGCUGCUAAAAUGUGAGCGCUGUUCUGUUUUGCUCCUAGAGGACAUUGAUUCACCAGUGGUGAAGUUUACCAAAUCCUUUGAAUUGAUGUCUCCUAAAUGCAGUGCUGAUACAGAGAACAGUUUCAAAGACAGCAUGGAGAAAUCAUCCUAUUCGGACUGGCUCAUCAAUAAUAGCAUUGCUGAGCUGGUAGCUUCUACAGGCCUUCCAGUGAACGUUACUGAUGCUUAUCAGGAUCCUCGCUUGGAUGCCGAAGCUGACCAGAUAUCUGGCUUUCAUAUAAGAUCAGUGCUAUGUGUCCCUAUUUGGAACAGCAAUCAUCAAAUAAUUGGGGUUGCUCAAGUUUUAAAUAGACUCGAUGGGAAACCUUUUGAUGAUGCCGAUCAACGUCUUUUCGAGGCCUUUGUCAUUUUCUGUGGCCUUGGGAUCAACAACACAAUAAUGUAUGAUCAGGUGAAGAAGUCCUGGGCCAAGCAAUCUGUUGCUCUUGAUGUGCUGUCUUAUCAUGCAACAUGUUCAAAAGCUGAAGUUGACAAAUUUAAGGCAGCCAACAUCCCUUUGGUCUCAGAGCUUGCCAUUGAUGACAUACAUUUUGAUGACUUUUCCCUUGAUGUUGAUGCCAUGAUCACUGCUGCUCUGCGGAUGUUCAUGGAGCUGGGAAUGGUGCAGAAAUUUAAAAUUGACUAUGAGACACUAUGUAGGUGGCUUUUGACAGUGAGAAAGAAUUAUCGCAUGGUACUGUACCACAACUGGAGACAUGCUUUCAAUGUGUGCCAGCUGAUGUUUGCCAUGCUAACUACGGCUGGGUUUCAGGAGAUUUUGACUGAGGUGGAAAUUUUAGCCGUGAUUGUGGGCUGCCUAUGUCAUGACCUCGACCACAGGGGAACCAACAAUGCCUUCCAAGCUAAGAGUGGUUCUGCUUUGGCCCAGCUUUAUGGAACUUCUGCUACCUUGGAGCACCAUCACUUUAACCAUGCUGUGAUGAUUCUGCAAAGCGAGGGCCAUAACAUCUUUGCCAAUUUAUCUUCCAAGGAAUACAGCGACCUCAUGCAGCUAUUGAAGCAGUCCAUAUUGGCAACAGACAUAACGCUGUAUUUUGAGAGGAGAACUGAAUUCUUCGAACUUGUCAGUAAAGGGGAUUACAACUGGAAUGUCAAAAACCAGCGUGAUAUAUUUCGAUCAAUGCUAAUGACAGCCUGUGACCUUGGAGCUGUGACCAAACCGUGGGAGAUCUCAAGACAGGUGGCUGAACUAGUAACCAGUGAGUUCUUUGAACAAGGAGACAGAGAGAGAGCUGAACUCAAGCUCACCCCAUCAGCUAUUUUUGAUCGAAACCGAAAAGAUGAACUUCCUCGGUUACAAUUGGAAUGGAUCGAUAGCAUCUGCAUGCCUUUGUAUCAGGCCUUAGUAAAAGUAAAUGCGAAGUUAAAGCCUAUGCUGGAUUCCAUUGCUGUGAACAGGAGUAAAUGGGAAGAACUGCAUCAGAAAAUGCUACUUUCUCAGACACCUUCUCAGCCUUCUGCCUCUUCCAGUCUCACUGUGUCAGUAGAAGAUAUCCAUUAAGCCAGUGGCCAGUGACUGCAAAAUGACUGGCUCUUAAAAGGCUCUCUUUGACUUUGCAGCAAUUGUUUUUAAAGCUGCCACCGACAAGUUUGGGUUGCAGAGGAUGAUCCCUCAGUCAGCAAGUGGCUUUCACCUUUGGGUUUAGUCAUUCAGAACAGCAAGUUGACCUGGAAUAAUCCCGGAGGAGGUGGGACCCAGAGAGUGCCACGGAUGACAGGGCCAUCUUUCCACUAUUGCUGUACAGAGCAUAUCUAUACCACAGGAUCUAACGCAGAAAAAAGUGUCACUGACCCAAAGCAAUGGCUAGAACGCCCUGGGAUUGGUCAGUGCUCACAGAAAAAGCCAAGGGAAAGCAGAAUGAGUGCAGAAUUACUGUGUUGUUUUACGUAACACACCACUAUUUGUUAUAAGCUAAACACUGCCUGCUUUUCUGUUCUGUGCUUGCUUUCACUGUUCUCCCUUUCAUGCCAGAAUGUCCCAAGGACCCUGCUUUAUAUUCUAUGGAAUUUUUUUUUUUACAAUGAAGUUUCUUUGUGAUUGUUCAGAGCCUUUAGAAAUGCCUAUCUUGGCUACUCCGAAAAAAAUGAACUGUAUUAUCCUUACAAGCCUCAGCUUAUGCCAGUUUCCCCCGAAGAAGUCCACAGUAAGAACGCAGUAAAUUUGUUUGGCUGGUGGAAGUUUAUAUAAAAGUAAUAACAUUGCAUGGGGAUUGUGGGCCCUGCAUUCAGAAGUGCUCUGUUCAAUAUUCACAGUGGAAUGUGUCUCCUCCCAGGAGAAGAGGAUUAACGGACUUUAAUUAAAGUAUGAAUGGAAAGGAAAUCUAUAGCUCUGAAGUUCACAAUCUAGAUUUAGCAUAAGUGGGUCAUGUUCUUUUUGGAAUUGUUUUCUCAGGAGAGGUAGGCAUUUCACAGCAAACAGAAUAGGCCUGUUGUCCCAUCCGACAGGGGCAUUGACUACCUCGAAUUUUCUCACCACUGGGUUUGUUUUGUCUUGGUAUAAAAUUUUAAUUCACAACUAGUUGCACCCAUCAAAAAUCAAUCCAAAAAACUGAAGGCAAAAACCCUCUAAUUUAGCCAUUUUCAUGGGAUGGUGAAAAGUAAAUAAUAGAAGGCUAAGAAACAAGUCUGGGCAGGGAGCACACAUUCAACAGCAAAGAAUGAGCCCUGUUCAAUUUGACUAAGCCAAUUGUGUAAGCUACCAAAACACCUUGUCUUGGAAACCUCCAGCUAUUUUGCAUGAGCUUUAAAACGGAACUUCUAAACUGGUUAUAUAACCCUGUUAAGAAAGUUGGAUGUUUUGUCCACAAACAAAGAAAGGCAUCAUGAUGGAUCGAGCAUCCCGAGAGGCAAUGGAGCAUAAUGGAAAGAAUCCUGUUAACCUAUCCCAGCUUCAGUUUCCUAGGCUAUAAAAUGAUUGAGUUCUCGAUUUCCUGGGUAAUCUUAGAUAAUUGAUUUAACCUCUGAGGGUCCAAUUUUCAAAUCAAGUGCAAAGUCAGAGCUUUUUUGUACCAGGGAAGGUUCUUUUCCGCUUGAAAUCUGUGAUCCCAGCCAUGAAUUCUAGUCCUAGGUAAGCAAUUUGGUCUUGAGCAAGUCACUUAACCUCUGAAUGUCAGCUUCCCCAUCUGUAAAAUGUGUAAAGUGAAGGGCUGUCUCAAGGCUCCUCCAGCUUUUACCGUUCUACUGAUGAGCAUUUCCACCUUUACUAAUCAUCACCUCUUUCCUUCAGUCCCCGAAUAUUUCAGGGAAUGAAAGAGAAGGAGAGCAGGGAGUGGAGGAACUAGGUAAUGCACCAAGAAAUGAAUUAUGGGCUGCAGAGAGAGGACUGUAUGAAGAGGUAAAUAAUAAGGCCGUUAUCUACGGAGACAGGAGAGGUGAAGAAACAAGCAGAGGAACAAAGAAAGUGCUGGCACCCAACAGUAGCUCACAUUUACAUAGCACUUUAAGAUUUGUAAAGCCCUCCCUGUAAAGCCCUGGCAGCACCCAGAGUGCCAAGUAUCGCUAUCCCCAUUUUAUCGACAAGGAAAAUGAGGCUCCGGGAAGGUAAAAGCCAGGAUGGGAACCCAGGUCAUAACUCCCCAAUCCAAAACUCUUUCUACUAAAUCAUGACGCAAAAAAACAGGGGGAGGGGUAAAAUGUGAAAGCAAGAUAAAAAGGAAAGGCUGCAUUAAGACUGAAGAAGGAAAGCUCAGAACAAGUGAAGGGUUUAGAAGGGGAGGGGCUGUGUAUAAAGGAGAAAUGGGAACCCUUAAAAAAUUAAUGCUUCUGACUACCUUUUACUGCUUCCUCAGCAGGGAAGAAUCGAGAAACUAUAGGAGAAAAUGAGUGUAGAAAGAUGCCUCAAUAGAGCAGGUAAGAGGAGGUCGUUCAGAUUUAUGGGCUUUAUUAUGCCCGUUUUCUGAACUGCCACGUAGUAAAGGAAAAUGGCUUCUUAGGGGCUGCCUUACUUCCUCCAGGUGAGGAACAAAGAUGGGUGGGGUCAGAAACAGCUGCCCCAAUCUCCGCUUUCAGAGCCACUGCAAGUGUUUAUGGGUAUUCUGCCACAUCAUGUUUACAUCACAAAAGGGAAUUGAGAAACAUUCCAAGCAAGGCAGAGACAAACCCACAUCUGUUUUCCUCAACCACUACAAACAAAUAGCCCAAAAAGGCUCAUGCAAGUCCAUCUAAAGCAAAUUUAUAUAAGAUGUGCUUUAUGGCCAAAAAAAAUAGAUCCAUAGUUUGACUUGAUACUGCAGGCAGGCAGUGCUCUCCUGAACGUUGAUGCUGCAUAUUGCUAAGUGUAACAUAAUUUAUAGGACAAACCCUACAGCCUCCACCAAGGUUGAGUUUUUCCUCUCAUUUCCUCUCCUUUUUAUUGGCUUCACUGCACGGUUGCCAAUAGCAACAUCCACUGGUAGCAAGGGGAGUUCAACACCAUUGCAACCUGCCAUACAGUGGAGCCCUAACAAUGUCAACCAUCAAUCAUGUAGCUGUUUGUAAUUGCCUCCAUCUAUUUUUCCUGUCUCGAGGUAUCUCUCCUAUUGUGGGUCAAAAUUCAGAAACUGCUGACUAAUGCCAUGAGUCUGUUCCUCCGUGGCCACAAAGCAGUGGAAAUGGAGUGUGGCAGGCUCCCGAACCUCAGUGACCCAGGAUUAAAUGUUGAAAUCUUCAAGUCUGAAAUCGGAAGGAAAAAAAAAAUCUUGAUGGCCUUAAGGUUUUUGAAAUGUUGAAUUUGGGUGGCUUUUCUUCUUACCUUGAUAACCUUUUGAAAUGUUUGGUUGUGCUAUAGUCAUCUUUUAAGAUGGAAGAAAUUAGAGAGGGGAAGUGGGAGAGGAGGGGUUGUUUGUUUUAUUGAUGCCUAUUGUUUAUGUACUGUAGUCAUUUCCAUAAGUGAUACCACCAGCUACCCACUGAACCUUCCCCAGUUAACAAGGAAAACAGUUCAGCAAAGCCAAUUUCCUGGAUUUCUUGAUAGUAUAUACAACAUCCCACAUUCAUCACCCUCUCCCACUCCCAGGAAAGGAAGGAGGUACAUACAUUUCUAUGUAUCAGCAAAAGAUCAGUCAUUAGUUACUGGAAGGUGAAAUUUCUACAACCCUUUAUUCUUAUUUGUUUGCUCUUCUGGAGAGUUUCUAACUUGUACCUGUCUAGGAAAUGACUCCUCAUAGGUGAGAAUUUGUUUGAUGAAUACAAAAGGGAUUGUUAUCAGGGUCUGUGUGGAUGGAGCUCAAGGUGAGGACGCCCAAAUAACUCCAUCUUCCUUUCAUAAAGAAUAAUUUAGCAUAUUAUCACUAGUAGUAUGGCUACACACUUUAACCUGAAACGGUCAUAGUAUAGGGGACCCUACAACAUAGUGGAAGAGCCAUUCAAUAUACAGGCAAUUAGAAGAAAUGGGUUCUAGUCUUGCUUUGUCUCUAGUAGCUGAGUAACCUUUGACAGAUUAUUUCAUCUCUAUUGUCCCCAUUUUCCUCCUCUGCAGAAUGGCAGAGUAAGAUGAAAUUAUCUCUGUCUCUUCUAACUUCAUGAUUAUAGACCAUGUCCACACUAACUCCAAGAUGUUCUUUUUCCUUGUUCCUGAUAACAACAAUUGUGUCUGUUACUUAUCUGUUGAUAUGACAUUUUUUAGUAAUAUUGAGACAAGCUUAAAAGGGUCAUCAUCACUGGGCAUUUGGGUUAUACAUACAUUUAACUGUCUCUGAACACAUCUCUAUUGACCCCAAAAGGCACUUCUAUACAAUUUAAAGUCAAAAUGAGAAAAGUUUACACAUAUUAUAAUCGACAAAGUUAGUAGAUUAAUUUAGAUUAAGGAAAAAUUAAGGAAACAGCAAUUAUGUGUUCCUCACCUGAGAAAUUUAAGAAUGUCUAUGUAUUUUUGGUAUGAUGUAUCUGCAAAGAACUAUCAACUUUAAAAUCUUUUAAGACAUGAUAUUAUUUUUGUUGAUGUUAUUAAAAAGCACUUGAUAUUAAUGCCAAGACAAUUUAGUAAGUAUUAUUUUCCUUUUCACUUAAAGCAUAAUAUUUAUCAUUCUUAUGAAAGUAUUCUUCCUAAGGAUAAUGAAGAGAGUGGAUGGUUUCACUUUAGGGUACAAUUAAUUUAAAAUCUUUUGUCUUGCCUGAUUCAAAUGGGUUGAGGAUUAUCAACAGAAUGGGACAAUUUCCUUCAAAUAGUAUAACAAUCUGGACACAACAUGGGGGGUUUAAAUUUAAAGAAAGAUGUUUCCAUUGAAAAGUCUUUAAAAGUUCCAUUUUAUUAAAAUAUAAUUUGAGAACCUGCUCUCAUCACUGUAGUGACUCUUUACUCUGCUUUGAAAUAUCAGCACUGGAAAAACACAUAGCAUGGUCUGCCGUGUGCAAUAAAGAAUUCCCCAAACCAGAAUGGAUCAGAAAAUAGAAAGUAUAUGAUAGUCCAGUUGACUUACAAGAAGUCAGGGAUUCCAUAAACUUCCUAAAUGGGCUGUGAUUGAAUGAAACAACAUCUCCAGCAGAAAUAAAAUUGGUGGAAGCAAAAGAAUCUGGGGAAUUUCAUGAAGAACAAUUUAAUUUAACAGUACCUAAUGGCAUGCCUAAGUUGUUGGAACACCAAUCUCUUUUCUUCAGCUGAUUAUUUUGGGCACCUUUUCCAAUUUACUUUCUAAUACACUUGCAUGUUUGGCAUUGCCUCUCCUAUGUGUGUGAAAAAUCAUGUAAUUUGUUUCCUUUGGUAAGUAGUUUUGUCUUCAGACAUAUGGACUCCUUCAGAGAUAAUAUAUUUGCUUUCUUAAGUGAAUGAAUUUAUAUGCCAUGAAUCUGUUCUUUAGGAUCAUCAUUUAGUUUUGUAUUCAUUUCCUGUAUAGACCUUAGAUCCACAAACAUUGCCGUGCUGUUACAGUUUAGAUUCAAAUGGAUUCCACCAAACUCCCUUUAAAAAUAAAAUCAAACCUAUGUAUGGCAUGACUUGGAAAUAACAUACUAGCCUUUGGUCUCAUCCCCAAGGGGGGGUGGGGGAAUCAUCCCUUGUGCCAUUUUCUUUUCUUUUCUUUUUAAUAUGUUGAAGAAUUCCCACCCGUUGACUUCUUAAUUAUUAUUGCUUUGCACAAAAGAAACCCCAAAACGUCUUUGGUUGAAUCAUUUGAAUUCCUUCACUUUGUGUGGCUUUCUAGGAUUGAUGUGUAACCAUUACACAGUCUUUAGGUUCUUUUUGGAAACGAACUGCUUUAUGAGACCAAAAAACAAAACAGAACCGCAGAACCGUUGGUUUCUAAUAAAAUGCUGAAGAACUCCA
This is a messenger RNA of Monodelphis domestica (gray short-tailed opossum), 10193 nucleotides long. RefSeq names its product phosphodiesterase 11A (gene PDE11A). The record is from RefSeq and is a predicted model, not a curated record. Lineage: Eukaryota; Metazoa; Chordata; Mammalia; Didelphimorphia; Didelphidae. Gene Ontology annotation, molecular function: protein binding; 3',5'-cyclic-nucleotide phosphodiesterase activity. Gene Ontology annotation, biological process: signal transduction.